Galendromus occidentalis (western predatory mite) is the source of this 1529-nucleotide messenger RNA. RefSeq names its product GAS2-like protein pickled eggs. The transcript has 6 exons. The record is from RefSeq and is a predicted model, not a curated record. Gene Ontology annotation, biological process: actin crosslink formation; microtubule bundle formation; protein localization to microtubule plus-end. Gene Ontology annotation, molecular function: microtubule binding; actin filament binding; cytoskeletal adaptor activity. NCBI's taxonomy places the organism in Eukaryota, Metazoa, Arthropoda, Arachnida, Mesostigmata, Phytoseiidae. The coding region runs from base 1 to 1056 and encodes 351 amino acids. Gene Ontology annotation, cellular component: microtubule plus-end; cytoplasm; actin filament.
AUGUCGACCGAUAUCGCCGUGAGUUUGGGGGCGAUCAAGGUGGACACUAGGAGUUUGAAACCAUUCAAAUCGUCAGAUGAAUAUUUGUGGGCCAUGAAGGAAGAUUUGGCUGAAUGGUUCAAUGACAUGUACCAGGUCGACAUGGAUGCGUUCAACUUCUUCGAUAAGCUCGAAGAUGGUGUCAUUCUAUGCAGACACGCGAACAACAUAAUCGACAGCGCCGAAAAUAUGAAAGUCGUAAAAGUAACAAAGGUCACCAAGCUCAACGGCAGCCCAACCUUCAAGGAUCUCAAGGCAAGACAGUUCCGAAGAUUCACCUACAAGAAAAACGUGCAACCAGGCUCAUGGAUUGCGCGAGACAACAUAUCUCAUUUCAUCGAAUUCUGCAACGACCUACACAUAAACGAGUGUCUCCGUUUUGAAACAGAUGAUCUCGUUCUUCGCAAAAAUGAGAAAUCAGUAAUCUUGUGCCUUCUCGAAGUCGCGCGGCACGGCUUCCACUUCGGAAUGAAAGCUCCAGUCUUGGUCAAGAUGGAGUUUGAAAUUGAUUCUCAACUCGCCAACCGCACUUCGUCCCCUGAGUCGAAUGCAAGUUCCGGACGGUCAACACCGACCAAAGUCAACAAUGAGAACAAGACUGCCAACGGUCAGUGUUCUCCUCCGAACUCGCUCCAGUCGCCUUUGCCCAACGUACAAACAGUCACAAACGAUCUGCGAACGCUUCAUGAACGGGUGGUGGAGCUGCUCGCUCAAUGUACCUGCCCCACGCAAUUUCCCAUGAUCAGAGUCCGAGAGGGACAGUACAGGAUCGGGGAAUCGAAGAUGCUCAUUUUUGUCAGGAUUCUCCGCAAACAUAUCAUGGUUCGCGUCGGCGGUGGCUGGGACACGCUGGCUCAUUUCCUGGACAAACACGACCCAUGUCGCUGCCGCUUCGGACAUCGGGAAACUACUCCCGGCGUGCGAAUGGAGAAGCCUGGGGAUCAUCAGAUGGUGAAGCACAUAGAGUUCAAACGGAUCAUGGCUCCAGCUCCCGCCCCAAAGGAGCCCUGGAAAUAGAAUUCCAUAGGGAAUCGGUGCAAUCUUUCUCGUGCCGUGUUCGUCAACGGGGAAGCAGAGCUCAAGGGGGAAUCAUAUUGAAAAACGUGCCACAACUAUGAGAACUAUAGCCUGGGAUGUGUGUUGAAAUUUGAUUAUCUUUAUUAGCUCGCCUACAUCCCCGGAAAGCUUAGUAGUGGAUACCUUGCAGAGUUUCUCAAGAUGCCAUCACACAGGAAUGUGGUCGUGUGUGUGUAAAUAAAAUAAUUUCAGUCGAGCGAGCAAGAACGAUCCGUACCUUAAGUUCAAGUUUGGACAGCAAGGAAAUCUCAUUCAGAAUCAAUGAGUCAGAGAUGUCGGGAUUCGAUGUUAUUGGUAGAAUGUAUUUGCUAGAACCAGUCCUUCGAGUGAAGUCCGAGCCUCCACCUUCAGUGGGAAUGUUCGGUCACGUUCGAGGGCGGCGAAAGCGGUCGAGAUGCAGCCGAGUUUUCCUG